This is a messenger RNA of Endocarpon pusillum Z07020, 1950 nucleotides long. RefSeq lists its product as uncharacterized. The record is from RefSeq and is a predicted model, not a curated record. The coding region runs from base 1 to 1950 and encodes 649 amino acids. The transcript is spliced from 2 exons. NCBI's taxonomy places the organism in Eukaryota, Fungi, Ascomycota, Eurotiomycetes, Verrucariales, Verrucariaceae.
AUGGCUUCAGUCAGAACCCUCAGUCUUGCUACCGCCCUCUACCUCUUGGCAGGUAUCUCUUGCGUAUCUGCGCAUGGCUUCGUCCAAGGCAUCGUCAUUGGAGGGGAAUACUAUCCAGGAUUCAAUCCAGGCGCUGCUCCUUACCAAAACCCACCUCCACCGGUUAUUGGUUGGCCAAAUACUGCAAGUGAUACCGGCUUCGUCCCUCCUCAAGACUAUAGCAAUCCCAACAUCAUCUGUCACUUGAACUCUCGGAAUGGUGAGAUGCAUGCCGAAAUCGCCGCUGGCUCCUCGAUUGACUUGCAAUGGAAUCAAUGGGACGUAUCUCACCAUGGCCCUGUCAUCGACUACAUGGCCAGGUGUGAUGGUGAGUGCGAAACGACUGACAAGAACGCUCUCAAGUUCUUCAAGAUCGACGAAGCCGGUCUCGUCAAUGGAUCACCUGCUCCUGGUACUUGGGCUACCGACACCCUGAGAGCCAAUAAUCUCACAUGGACAACCACAAUCCCUGCCACUCUCGCUCCUGGAAACUACGUACUCAGACACGAACUCAUUGCGCUUCAUAGUGCAGACAAGCCAUACGGCGUACAGAACUACCCUCAGUGCAUCAAUCUUAAAGUAACUGGUACAGGCACGGCAAACCCAGCUGGUAUUCCUGCAACCGAGUUUUACACACCCACAGACCCGGGCCUCUCCCUCAGCAUCUACUACCCGGAUCUAGAGAAUUAUACUAUCCCGGGUCCAGCUCUAUGGGACGGUGCGUCGUCUGGGAACACUGGUAGUUCUUCAGGGAUGCCCGCCCCUUCGACAGUGACUGUCAUUCCCGUGCCUGAGAGCUCUUAUGUAGCACCGUCACCAACACCUGUCGAUUCAGUGCCUCAAUUCUCAGCUAUAGCGUAUGCGGCAGAGUCGACACCGUCAGGUGCCAGCCCUCUGCCUGAAAGCUCCGUCACAGACUAUGCCGAAUCUCCGACGCCAACUGAUGUCAGCCCUCUGCCUGAAAGCUCCAUCGCAGACCAUGCCGAAUCUCUGACGCCAACUGAUGUCAGCCCUAUUCCCCAAAGCUCCGGCGCAGCUUCUGUACCAGAGUCGUCAUCAGCUAUUGAAGUUGUCCCAUCUGCCGCCACUCCUGUGGAACCAAGCAUGGCAGCUACUACAGCUUUUGAAGGGACAUCAACAGCUGCCCAGGAACUUUGCAGCACAACUACAUUGUACACAACGAUCACCAUGACCACGACUGUCCAGCCAGGACGUUCUUCAGAAGAUGUCUCUCCUUCCUCAUCAGAGGUAGCGCCAGUGCCUACUUCGGUCGCUGAGACAUUCUCAGAGGCGGAGCCUGUGCCCACUUCAAACCCUGAGACAUCCUCCGAAGUGGCGCUAAUUCCCACCUCAAUAGCAGGCAAUUCCUCGUACCCGGUACCAGUACCCACCUCAAGCGCCGAGGAAUCCCCAGAGGCUGCACCAGCGCCCACCUCGAAUGCAGGCAACUCCUCUUACUCAGCGCCCAUGCCCACAGCAAGCGCCGAGACAUCACCUGAAGGAUACGGCGACGGCUAUCCCACCAGCGUAGCAGAGUCCAUGCUUAGCUCGGCCGUUGCAUCCGCCGCAUCUGAAAUCGCUUCCGCCGUCGAGAGUGCCGCUACACCUACCGCUAUCAUCAGCUCUGUCGUUGCAUCUGCCGCGUCUCAAAUCGCUACGGCUGUCGAUGGUGGUGCCGCGACACCCACCGCCGCGCUUACCUCCGCUGUUCAAUCUGUCGCCUCUGUAAUUGCUUCCGCCGCCGAGAGUGCCGCCACUUCCACCCCUACCGGUGUCUCGGAAGGCUCAGACACUGGCUUGCCCGGUGGAAUGGGCUUUGAGGAGUUCAUCGAGUGGAUCAAGCAGUUCUUUACUAAGUACUUUGGGAAGAAGGGUAGUGGUAGGAAGCACGCCAGAGAUUUGGUCAUCUAG